UUAUAAGUUUGACCAAAUAAACUAAAGUAAAUAAAAUCUCCCUACAAUUAACUUCUUUUUUCCAAAUUUCAAAUCACUGAAUCAGAUUACUCUAAACAAAUCUCCUAAUCCAUCAUUUUUUUGUUAAUCACUCUCUUUUAUAAAACCCCUCACCCCCUCUAAUCACUCUUUAACAAAUAAAAAUGGUUCCUCUACCACCUAAUCCAGCCAUCAGCUCCACCGCUACCACCGCCGCUGCUUCCACCAAUGGGCUUGUCGUCACCUUAAUGGGCUCAGUGAAUUCUCUGUGGGCUAUGUGGAAGAAGAAGAAAGGGAAACCUAAUAGCUCAAGUCCCAAAUCCAAAAGCUCAGGGGAUAAUUCAUCUCUAGCAAAAUCGAAGAAAUUUCUGGGGAAGAUAAACGGCAAAGCGACUAAUUUGAUGCGUAAGAUAAAGGCGAAGAAUAAGGAAGUUGAAAAUGGUGAAGAUUUUGGGGAUGGAGGGCUGUGGCAGAAGGAAAUUUUGAUGGGCGAUAAAUGUCAGCCGUUGGAUUUCUCCGGCGUGAUUUACUACGAUAGAAACGGGAAGAGGUUGUCGGAGGUACCGGUAAAAUCGCCGAGGGCAAGUCCAUUGCCUAGUAAUCGUUACACAUAAUUAAAAUAUUCAGAGCUGAAGUAAUUAAUUAAUGGAGUGUACGUGAUAAUUAGUGAUAACAUGCAGCUUUAUUUGUGGGUUCUUUGUGUGAUUAGGGAGUUAGGUUGAUGUUUGGUUAGGAGUUCAAAGCUGCACAAAAUAAGUCGUUUGACAUUUAAUUGAAGGGUUGUUGAUGAAUUUAUGGGAAUAAAUAUUUCAGAUA
Solanum dulcamara is the source of this 834-nucleotide messenger RNA. RefSeq lists its product as uncharacterized. The transcript has a single exon. The coding region runs from base 183 to 632 and encodes 149 amino acids. NCBI's taxonomy places the organism in Eukaryota, Viridiplantae, Streptophyta, Magnoliopsida, Solanales, Solanaceae. The record is from RefSeq and is a predicted model, not a curated record.